Mitosporidium daphniae is the source of this 432-nucleotide messenger RNA. RefSeq lists its product as uncharacterized. Gene Ontology annotation, cellular component: cytoplasm. NCBI's taxonomy places the organism in Eukaryota, Fungi, Microsporidia. Bases 1 to 432 code for a protein of 143 amino acids. The record is from RefSeq and is a predicted model, not a curated record. The transcript is spliced from 3 exons.
AUGUCUGUUGCCAGUGUUAAUGCAGAAAAUGUUUCCAAUCUUUCGGAGAUAGAAAAACAAUGGUCUGUCAAGGCAAUGCAACAUGCAGAGGUCUAUUUCAAGCUAAUCAACAACACAAACCCCUCGACGCUUCGGCUAACGAGAAUCGAUGAUGAGCUAUAUUCGGAUUUUAGAAGCCAUUUCCCCGAUAUGGAUGUUGAUCUUCUGACGCCUGAAGUGAUAAAUGCCACUCCCGCAAUAAAAGAAAAAUGGAGGAAUUUCCUGAUGCCCUAUCAACAUCGAAUAGCCAACUUUAACUUUGGAACUCUUUUACGAUUAAGCGCAGCGCACGAUUAUACGGAAAAAAACACGACGCAGUUUUAUGCCAUUGAAGUGGCCCGCAACCGAGAAGGCAUCAAUGAACGAUAUUUCCACAAAAAUAAAAAUUGCUAA